Messenger RNA from Panicum virgatum (switchgrass), 3956 nucleotides. Its product is annotated as protein PAIR1-like. The record is from RefSeq and is a predicted model, not a curated record. NCBI's taxonomy places the organism in Eukaryota, Viridiplantae, Streptophyta, Magnoliopsida, Poales, Poaceae. Gene Ontology annotation, biological process: microsporogenesis; chromosome organization involved in meiotic cell cycle; meiotic DNA double-strand break formation. The transcript has 10 exons. The coding region runs from base 773 to 1726 and encodes 317 amino acids. Gene Ontology annotation, cellular component: nucleus.
GCCGAGGCCGAAAAUGAAACAUUCCCGCGACUCCCUCCCAAAUCCCAAACCCCCGGAUCCCCUUGCCCUCCGCCCUUCUUGCCGGCGGCCUAGUUAGUCGUCCACCACCGCCUCCUCUAGACUCACCAACCAGAGGCGCGCGAUCUUGGCGGCCUCUUUUCGUCCCUCCUCCCUCCCCGGUGAAUCCCCCGCCCUCGCUUCCCUCCCUCUCGUUGCUCUUCAACCUUCGUGUGUGGGUAAUUAUGCAAUUGGUGACGCGAUUCCUUGGUUCCCCUACUCAAUUGCUCCUUCGAUUGGAGGAACCGGUCGUUUUGCUGGAUGUUCGUUGUGCCGGAAAAUUAGUGGGUGAGGAUUCCGUCAUUCCGAGCUUGUGCUGCGGUUGCCAUCGCAGGAGCUCGAUCGGUUUAGGAUCUGCUCAAUUGUCGUGAACUCCACUGUGCUUGGCCGAUGCGUGGUAGGAAUAUCGCCGGCUGCAGUUACCGUGUUCCAGCAGGAAUUUGUUAGCAUUCAUAUAUAUGCUAAAGUUUUUUUGUCUUGCUAAAAUCUAGCACACUUCAUUAGCCCCGUUUGGAUAGGCUAGUGCUAAAAUUCAACACAUUCACCCAUCAGCACUUGGAUCCAAAUAGGAUCUUAGUCUUUGAAGCAGUAUUGCAAGUUUCUAGGAUGCAGAAUGGUGCGAAAUUCUUAUACCAUUUGAUUUGCUGUUUCAGUAAUCUUAGUCUGUUUGAAUAACUACGAUGAGCAGCAAAAGUACUUUUCCAGGUGUCUCUACAUGUCUAAGACCUCUUUGAUGAAUGCCCAAACUGACAGUGCUCCUGCAAUUUCUACUCACUGCUCCCCAGCUGAAAUAUGUAUUAGUAACAUUGUAAUGUCUUGCCAAGUUUACCUCCAUUUUCACCUGAUUGGUGAGCAGAAAUUUGGCCUGCACGACGACUCGUCGAAGAAGAUGGCUUCAUUGUCCGUUAAGAGAUCUCGGAUGCAAUUUGCAAACAUACCAAGUAGCAGUCCCUACCAAUGGAAGCCUUCACUUCCUGACAGUGAACCCUCAAACGCCAGCACUACAUUUGAUGUUGAGUGCAAAUUUCAGCAUUUGGAAUGUUCAGUUCACAAGAUGGGAAUGGUGCUAGACUCAGUGCAAAAUGAUGUUAUUCGUUUAAACAGGGCCAUGAAGGAUGCAACACUGGAUUCUAACAGCAUAAAGAAAAAGGCAGUUGUUCUGGAGAGGUCACUUCAGGAAAUCUGUAAGGGAGAAGAUGAUCUCAAAGAACUAGUAGAGAACUGUACCAAAACCAAUCCUGAUCAGCUGAAUGUUAUGAACUCUCACUCCAGUAAUCUGGAUGAAAUAUCAUUGACUCUUUCAGCAUGGCCAAAACAAAUACAAGCAGACUUAAGGUUACUGCAGAGUGACAUCUCCAGUGUUCUUACAGGAGAGAUGCAGGGCAUUGUUAGAGCUAUAAGAUCUUCUGAAAGUUCCUGUCUGUCUUAUUAUUCAUCUUGGCUGAAGGACCAGAGUUGCACCAUCAACAAAAGACCCCUGGUGAACCCAAUGCCAAAAGUAAAUGAAAAGCCCCUACCAAAUCAAACAACAGAAGUGGAUCGAAGAUCCCUGAAUCUGGAGCAGUUGAGGAAGAAGAACCAACAAUACCAGUGGAGGCAACCACUGAAGGACGGUCGGCAGCGUCACCACUCCCACCAGCACUGCGUGCAUCUGCUUCGGGCAUUAUAACCUCCACCAUAGCGCGCCUCCGCUCCCCUUCUGCACAAGACGCAAAGGAAUCACAGGAUGCAAUGGUGCUUGGCAGCAAAUCGGCACACUGGAAGUCUGGAACAGAGGAGGGAAAGCAAAUCGGCACAUUGGAAGUCUGGAACAGAGGAGGGAAAGGAGGGAAGAAGGAACUGCUCACCCGCACUAUCAGAGGACGACGAAGCCAUCUUCUCUGGAGCUCGCCGGACCCGUCACCCGUCCUCGCGUUCGCGCGCCGACAGAAGGAGGUCGCGGGUCGGGGCAGCUCGCCGGAGGGAGCGGAUCAGCGGAGGGAAGAAGGAAGCUCGCUCGCGGCGCCGGCAGGCCGUGGCGGCGGCGGCAAUGGAGGGAGCGGCGGCCUAACCCUAGUGGCGGCAAUGGAGGGAGCGCGGCUCGGUCGGGACUGGGGAGUCUCGGAGUCGGGACGGGGAGCGGAUCAGCGGAGGGAAGAAGGGAGCUCGCUCGCGGCGCCGGCAGGCCGUGGCGGCGGCGGCAGUGGAGGGAGCGGCGGCCUAACCCUAGUGGCGGCAAUGGAGGGAGCGCGGCUCGGUCGGGACUCGGGAGUCUCAGAGUCGGGACGGGGACGGAAUGUGUGGCGCUGGCCGCUGGGAGCCUCUCUUGAGUUCUAACCCUAGUGGGCUUUGGGCCUCUCAAUUUCUCACCGGCCCACAAACAAUCUAGUCCAGUUACACAAACCUGAUCGAGAAUACCCCUAGUCGGGCGAUUAAUCGCCUCUAGUCGCCGAUUAGUCGCUCGACCGGUCGAUUAGGCUUCCUGAUCGAGUCGUGGACCCUAAUCGAGUGCGCUGGACCGAUAAGGUCGAUUAAUCGCGAUUAAUCGCUCGAUUUGAAAACAUUGCUCUCGAAGAACAUAUCGGAAUCCCCAGAAGAGUCAAAUACCAGCAACAAAAGUGUAAUACUACAGUCUCAUUUUUUACACAAUAUAGUUUUUUAGCUAUCAGAAUCAAACUGGAGAUCUGUUUUAGAAAUUGUUAUAUGCUUUUUAUAAGCUGAUUAAGCAUCAUUAGAAGCAUGAUCUGACACCCUGCUUAUCUUUUAUUUCAUCGGGUUAUAACAGCAGUUUUAAUGGCAUUACACUAAUACUGGUUUUUAUUUGUUUAAUUUAUUGCAUCAUGAUCAUUAUAUUCAUGUUCUUUGCAUUUAUAUUACUAAUAUGAUUGCCACUUUUGAAAAUUAUACUUGAUUUUGUUUUUUAUAUUAAUUUAAUUUGGAGCUGAUGAGGCCUGCUUAUUGAUGCAGCCUUCGUACACAUUCAGUUUGUCCUGCAAUGGAAGGAAAGUCGAAUAUGGUCGGAGAACAAGGAAAGGAACCGGUCUGUAUGAUCAUCAACUCAGAUGACGACAGCGAAGGGUGUGUUUCCAGGAUGAUUCUGCAAACUGAAAAAGCUAAUUUGGAGUCCCACUUGAUAAAAGAAACCGCUGAAGAAAGCUUGCAGACACUAAAGAGGGCCAGGAAGAGGACAGUUGAAAAGAAGGCCAUUGUUCCAGUCAAAGAUUUGUUGUUAGACCAGAUGCUGCACCAAAAAGCUGAAGGAUAUCCAAGGUAAUUUCAAUGUCAUGAGCCGAGGGCCUCAAGAAUAGGACCACAUCAUCUGCGUACAAGGAAAUUCUAUGCUGCAAAGCUCUUUUGGCCAAAGGUUGCAACAAAUGCUCAACUUCAGCUUUUUUCACCAAAUGACAUAGCACAUCCAUGACCAAUAUGAAAAGCAUUGGUGACAGUGGGUCACCUUGUCGCAAACCUCGCUGAUGAUGUAUUUUCUCCCCCGGAGAACCAUUUAGCAGUACUUGAGUGGAGGAGGUUGCAAGGAGUCCACUGAUAAUAUCACGCCAAAUAAUUCCAAAUCCCAGCUGCUUUAGAACUUCCAAGAGAAAAGGCCAUGAAACUGAAUCAAAGGCCUUGUUAAUAUCCAAUUUCAUGAGGAUACGGGCUUGCUUCUGCUGGUGUAGAAACUUGGUAGUGUGGUGCACCAGCAUGAAAUUGUCUAGAAUAAAACGACCUUUGAUGAAAGCACUUUGAUUAGGGGAAACCAACUGGUCCAGUCGACCUGCAAGUCUAUUGGCAAGGAUUUUUGUAAUGAGUUUGGCGACAGAGUGAACCAAACUGAUGGGUCUAUAAUCCUUGAUAUUUGAAGCAUCUUCUUUUUUUGGCAAUAAAGUGAUGAAGGCCGAGUUUAACAGCUCGAAGUUAUCAAA